Molecule: messenger RNA, 1486 nt
Organism: Cucumis melo (muskmelon)
Lineage: Eukaryota; Viridiplantae; Streptophyta; Magnoliopsida; Cucurbitales; Cucurbitaceae
Exons: 7
Coding region: 162-1133 (323 amino acids)
Source: RefSeq, a predicted model, not a curated record
GAAAUCGUGGGCCGAGUGGUUAAACGUGGGAAAAGUAGCGUUAGAAGGCCCAUCUGAACAAGCCCAUUAAAGAUAGCAAGAAGCUCUAUGUUUGCUUUCAUCUUCCAACCGAUAGACCUUUGAAAACUUGCAGAGUCGAGAGACUGAAGGGUUGUUGAAGAAUGGAAGCUACAAGUGUCUCAGGCAGUAAGGGUACGGUGAUUUCUGAGAAAGGGCAAUUUCGUGGAAUCCGAAUAGAGAAUCCCUUUACUUUGAAGGUGGGUCAAAUUUUUACAGGCUUUGGCGUCGGAUGUGGCGUCGGUAUCGGCGUUGGCCGCCCCAUAAACAUGGGUAAAUUCUUUUUCUUCCUUUGUCGUCCCAUAAACAUGGGUGCAAUUCCUGUCAUGAACGAAUUAAUGAGUGCCACAAGAGGUGCAACCGAUGCGUUUUCUGGCAUAACGAGGCACUUAAAUAACUCUCUCAGGAAAUUAGGAGCUACGAACAUCCAAGCUGGCAUUGGGUGUGGAGUUGGUUUUGGCCAUGGUUUUGGUAUUGGCCUGGCUAUCAAGCCUUCAUUUCUACAUCAAGUUCACUCUUCUGCGAUGGUAGCAAUGGAGAAGGUGAUGACAAAAUUAGGAAAUAAUCCUAGUCUUCCAAUUAGUCAAGGCGCCGUACCAGUAUCACUACAAUCUGCGAGCAGCAUGACAAAUGCUUCAGAGAAUGAACAUCCUAUUGCAAGUAUCAGAAAAAUUGCAAAAGAAGUGCCUGGAACAGCCCUAGAAAAUCUGUCUGGAUAUCGAGACAUGUCUAAGGGAUCCACUCUUCAAAAUGCUCUAUCGAGCAGAUCAUAUGGAACUCGAACUGAAAAGGUCAUUGACAGUUUCUUGCAAAAUCCUGUUUUUAAAGGAGAAGAUACUGAACUGAAGGAUGAGGUUGGACGGCUGCGGCUUGAGAACCAUCUCUUCCAAAUGGUAAUAAUGCAUCAGAAACUUAUUCAAGAGCUUAGGGAGGAAAAUAACAAGCUUCACCAAAUACUAGUGGAAGACUUGAAAAUACCUCCCAGCAAGCUCCAAGCAAGUAACAUAGGUAGAAAUAUUCCACCAUGUUCGGAUUGUUUCGAGUGCCGAAGAAAGCAAAGGAGGAGGAGGAGCUAAUCAAUCUGAAUGAUUUCCUUCAUUUGGUUGAGACUAGAUUCAAUUGAUUCUUCGGAGAUAUCUUCUAUCAUCCCUUCCAUUUUGGAAGCACUCGAACACGGUCUGAACAAAAAAGUCAAAGGUAUUGAAAUCAUACCUUUGCUCAAAUAUUAACAAAAUGGCAUCAUGUUUUCAUAGAAGUUUACAACAUAGAAACUUAGGUACAACAUUUGAGUUCAAACCAGGCCCUGAAGAAAAAAGGUGAGUUUGUUUGAACAAAACAAAACAACAUGCCUUUGUUGGGUUGUUGAUGUAUUUGAACAUUUAAACUGCAAAAUUUUGUGAGUUUUAGGUUUAAAGCUAAUUUUUAGACA